UCUAAAUUUGGUUUGAUGCCGGCAUGUUUGGCUGACAAAUGGAUCAUCUAUACCAAUGUUUUGAAAUGUGCCCAUGAUCAGUUAGUUGAAGAGCUUUGGGAAAAGGUUUAUACAGAUCCAUGGAAAUCUUUCUCAUCAGAAAUACUACCGGUUCAUGAUCAGAUGACUUUACUUGUUGAAGCUGCAAAAGUAGGAAAUGUUGAAUUUCUACUUAUAAUUAUACGCACUUAUCCCGAUCUCUUAUGGCAAUUAAUAGAUGAAAAGUACGGGAUCAGUUUAUUUCACAUUGCUAUUAUUUAUCGGCAAGAUAGUGUAUUUAAUCUGAUACAUGAGAUAGGUGUCAUGAAGGAAAAGAUUACAACCUAUGUUGCCAAAGGUGAUAACACAAUCCUAGACAUUGCCAAAGGUGAUAACAUGCUGCACAUUGCUGGAAAAUUGGCUCAUUUAGAUCGAUUAAAUACCAUAUCAUCAAUUAAAGCCCUUCAAAUGCAACAUGAGUUGUUAUGGUUUAAAGAGAUAGAAAAGAUUGUGCCCCAUUCAUAUGUGAACAUGAAGAAUUCAAAAAAUGAAACACCUAGGGAUAUAUUUAAAAAGGCACACAAAGAUUUGCAUAAAAACAGUGAAAAGUGGAUGAAGGGAACAGCAGCCAACUUUAUGCUUUUGGCAACAAUUAUUGCUACUGUGGUUUUCACUGCGGCCUUCACGGUACCUGGUGAAUAUGAAGAACUAAAGGAUCAUGACAAAGGAAAACCUCUUCUUUUGAACAGUACUUGGUUUAUGGUAUUCUUCGUAUCAGAUGCAAUAUCAUUGAUAUUCGCUGCAACUUCGGUAUUAGUUUUCUUGUCAAUUCUCACAUCACCUUACAGAGAGGAGGAUUUUCUCAAAACAAUACCUCUACGGAUGUUGUUGGGACUUGCUGUAUUCUUCAUCUCUAUAGCAGGCUUGGUAACAGCCUUCUGUACACUCUGCUUUGUGGUAUAUUACAUUAAAGCGGCAUGGGCUCCGAUUGUUUUAACCGCUUUGGCUGCUAUCCCAAUAAUUCUUUCUGUACAGGCAUGUUUUCGACUUUGGAUUGAAGAAAGCAAUGUUUUGACAUUACGUAGAUACGAUUCACUCGUGGGUAAAUUUUGAGUCGAGAACAAAUCAAGACUUUGAAUCGAU
Alnus glutinosa is the source of this 1161-nucleotide messenger RNA. Its product is annotated as ankyrin repeat-containing protein At5g02620-like. Bases 16 to 1131 code for a protein of 371 amino acids. Lineage: Eukaryota; Viridiplantae; Streptophyta; Magnoliopsida; Fagales; Betulaceae. The transcript has a single exon. The record is from RefSeq and is a predicted model, not a curated record.